UAGAAUCUACCAGAAGAUAGAAUCCCUCAGGAGAAGAUAUAGCCCUAAGAUUAGAGCUGCUGCUCUUCUGUGCUGGAGAAAUCUGGAGAUUGAAGCUAAUACCUGUAGCUUCAAUUCCAUCCUGCUGGUAGCAGGGCCACCAUGCCAGGGCCAUCAGCAGCUCCAUGGGACACUGGUCCCAGGAGGCUGGAUCAGCUGGAAGAGUGGCUGCAGGGGAAAUGAGGCUUUAUCUGCUUUUUCUCUUCUGAUAAAACUUGCAGGAGUUGCCCUUUGCAGUCUGUAUCUGAUCAACAUUCCUGACAAUCUCAGAGCUGAGGAUGAAACAUGAACUGCAAAACUCUCAGUUGACCUUGGGGAGCUUAGGCUGGUGGGAGGAACACUGGGAAGCUCAGGUUUGGUCUAUAAUCUGAUCUGUGGUCGUCCUGAUAGCUAAAAUUUGAUUAGUGCAAAGUGCUUUUUCUAUAAAGAAGAUUGUCAGAAGAUGCUGUACAUUUUUCAAAGCAGCUUUCUAAGUGCAUCGCUGAAAUGAUGGACUUGUGGGUACCAUUUUCUUUACAUGAAAACUGUAAAAUAUUUGAGUGAAAUUGUAAAAGCAGCCAGAGAAUCUCAUCAUUUUAGUUGCACAGUUUCAGUGCUUCUAGCAGGAAAUGUACAGCGUGUGACAAUUCAGCUUUGUAAGUAGAUCGAUAGAACAGAUUAGUUCAGUUUUUACAGAAGUUGCAAAUACUAGAGAGAUAGUGGGAUCUUGGUUUGUAAACCUUAAACCACGCUUUCCUGCACAACAAUCUGCAAAGAUAUUCUCCUCUGUAAAGCAGGGCCAGACUUCAGCCAGCAGGAAUGGAGACCCUGGAUCUGUUGUGGAAUUGUUUGGUGUGCAAAUGGGAGCUGCGGAGGAGGGAGCCCAGAAUGCUCCCCUGCCUCCACUCCUUCUGUAAGGAAUGCCUUCCAGCUUUGAUCCAAGGAUACAGCUGUGUUCCCACUGAGUAUGAAGUUCUCUAUGAAGGUAUCCUUUCCUGCCCUGUGUGUAAAAAGACCUGCUUUGCAAGGGAUGUAGUUGAGAAUUUCUUCCUCAAGGAUUUUCCAGUGGGUGAUUCAGCUAUGGCAAAGAGCUGCUCCCUGUGCAAAGAGAAGAGACCUGCCCACAGUCUCUGCACAAGAUGCAACAAGUGGUUGUGCAGCUCAUGCACAGAGGAGCACAGACAUGGCCAGGAACCUGGAGACCACUUCCUGCCUUUAUCCCUGAAGGGCUGCACAGCUGAAGAUGAAGCAAGGGAGUUUUCCUUGUUCUGCCCAGUGCACCCUCAAGAGGCACUGAAGGUGUUUUGUGAGACCUGUGACACCCUCACCUGCCGCAGCUGCCUCCUGUCAGAGCACAAGGAGCACAGGUUCAGGCAUCUUGAUGAAGCGCUGCAAAAUCAGAGAAUUAUCCUGGAGAAUGUCAUAACUAAGGUGGAGGAGAAAAAAAAUGGGGUUCAGGUUUCAGUUAAACAGAUUGAAGACAGGUUGCUUGAAGUAAAACAUCUGUACAAAAAGGUGGAAAACCAAAUAAAAAUGGCCAAGAUGGUUCUGAUGAAUGAAAUCGAUAAGCGAACAAAUAUCCUCCUUGAACAACUGGAAAAAAUCACCAGUGAGAGGAAGCAGAGGCUGGAGCAGCAACUUCAAGGUGUUGUGGUUUUAGGCAGACAGGUAGAACAUGUCCAGAACUUCAUCAGCUGGGCCGUGUGUAGUAAAAAAACCAUCCCAUUUCUCUUCAGUAAGGAACUGAUUGUGUUUCAGAUCCAGCGCUUGCUGGAGACAAACUGUAACACAGACACGGGCCCUCCUCUGAAGAUCAGGUUUGCUUGGGACCCCUCCUACUGGACUAAGCAACUCUCCAAUUUGGGGGGUUUCACAAUGGAAGGUGGACACAUAUCUCACCCAGAUGUGCUACUCUGUGGAAAUAUUCAAGGGUUACAACCCUCUCUGUACCAUGGGCACCACGCCCCAGCCUCCCAGCUGGAGAGCAGCCAGCCUCACCAGUUCCCACCUGCGCUCCAGUGCUCUGCACCCGUGUGCUGCUCCCGCUGCCUCAGCAUUCCUCACCCUAACAAAGCCCAGCCUUCUUACCAAGACAUGAGCCACCACAAGAGCUUCCACCAGCCUCCUGCACUUCAUCAGCAGCACUUCCCUCUGCAGUACAGCCUGCAGCCCCCUGACAGGGAGCCAAGGGCUGCCCCCCAGCCUGUGAAGCUCCCGCAGGCUGGGCUGGAGCAGCAGCCGUGCUCAGAGCUGGAGAACGUGUCUGGGAGGGUGGCAAAGCCCUUCCCACCCCAGCCGCUGCAGCAGGGCUGUGCUGGUGUGUCCCAUGAGGCUCAGCAGGUUCCCACGAGCCACCCGCAGGCUUCUCUGCAGACAUCAGCUGUGGGAGUGCAGCUGGGCCAUGUCCAGAAGAUGAAAUCCAGCCACGUGCUGCAGCCGCCCCCACAGCAGCAGCAGCUGCCGCUGGUGUCUCCCCACCCAGGGCACGACGAGAGCACCCACAAGCAGGUCAUCCAGCAGAGCCUGGACAUCAUGAACCACCAGCUGGAGCUGGAGGAGAUGAAAAAGGAUCUGGAGCUACUCCUGCAGGCCCAGGGACAGCCCAGCUUGCAGCUGAACCAAGCCAAGCCACCUCAGCACGUUCAACAGACUAUAGUUGGUCAGAUCAACUACAUAGUGAGGCAGCCAGCCCCAGCGCAGCAGCAAGUCCAAGAUGAGGCACAAGUCUAUGAGAGCUCCACAGAAGCUGAUGCCCAGAAGCCUGCUGUUCCUCUUGACAAAAGUGACAGUCCCUCCCUGUCACAAUCAUUAGAUGAAGAAACCAGAGGCAGGAGCCACUCCCCUGAGAGCACACUGCAGCAAGCAACUUUCCAUCCAGUGAGAAAGCGUUCAGCCUCCCUAAGCUUUGUGGGCUUUCCAAACAGUGCAGAAAUGGAAUUAUCUCCAUCAAGGUUAUCCAGCUCGGCUGACCCAGAGGUGAAAGGGGCAGCUGCUGUGACACCUGGCCCGUCCCCAAACGCCCUCUGUGAGUGUGAUACUGCACCAGAGCCCCUGCCCAGCUACAGCCUGGCUCUGGGCAGGGCUCCCAGUGACCCAAGCCCUGGGGCUCCUGCUGGCCUUGCACCAGGUGAUGCACUCCAAGGAGGCACUAAAUGCAAGCUUGAAAAUGAAGACUUCAGUGCUGUGGAUUGUCUUCUAGAAAACAGCUUGGCUACUGCUGGGCAAGAGGUAGUUAAUGAAUUAACUCUUUCUAUGCAAAAAGUGAUGGAAGAACCUAUUAAUCUUUCAAUCAAAAAGUCUCAGCUCACUUCUCCUUCUGAACUGCUCAGCAACACUUCUUUCCUGCCUGUGAAUGCCAGAAUGAGACAACCUAGAAGCAAAGAAGAUUCCAAUAACUGUGAAAAGGAACAUUUUGAAAUGGAUAUGAAAAGCAAUCAGAAUGUCAGAGCUGCCCCAAAGGAGCAGAGGGUCCCCUACGUGCGACUGGAGCGCCUGCAGAUCUCUGCCUCAGAAGUGGGGGAGCUGCCGGUGUUCAAGCUCCAGCCACAGGACAACGAGCAGGAGGGCAACUUCCUCCUGGUAAUUGAGUGUGGCACACGGUCCUCAAGCAUGUCCAUAAAGAUAAAUAAAGAUAGUCCAGCUGAAGGACAGAAGUCCAAAGAGGAGAACUCAGAGGAUGGGAGAUUUCUCAUCUCCCAGGCUGCAGGACAGACACAAUCUCCAUCUGUUGAUCAGAAGCUCAGCAAUGGCAUCUCCAGCAUGAAAAAAUCCCCAGUUGCUCAGGAAGUCAGUCCAAUUGAAAAUGAGGAUUUCUGUGCUGUGUGUCUUAAUGGAGGAGAACUGUUGUGCUGUGAUCACUGCCCCAAGGUCUUCCAUCUCUCCUGCCAUGUUCCAGCCCUGCUCAGCUUUCCAGUGGGAGAAUGGGUGUGCUCGCUUUGCCGUAACCCUGUGAAGCCAGAGGUGGAGUAUGACUGUGAGAACACACGCUACAGCCACAGCUACAAUGCACAAUAUGGCCUUGGUGACUGUGACCAGAAGAAGUGUGAAAAGCUGGUGCUCUCACUGUUCUGCAGCAGUAUGAGCCUCCCAUUCCAUGAACCUGUCAGUCCCUUGGCUCGGCAUUAUUAUCAGAUCAUCAAAAGGCCAAUGGAUUUGUCCACCAUACGAAGGAAGCUGCAAAAAAAGGACAAGUCCCACUACUCUGCACCUGAGGAACUUGUGACUGACGUGCGUCUCAUGUUUUGGAACUGUGCAAAGUUCAAUUAUCCGGAUUCCGAGGUUGCUGAGGCUGGACGAUGCCUGGAUGAAUUCUUUGAAGAUAAACUGAGAGAGAUUUAUCCAGACAGGCAUUUCCCUUCAGUGCAGCAAGAUGACUCCGAUUCUGAAGAUGUGGAGAGCCGGGACAGCCCAGUGCCAUCCCAGGAUUUCCAGUGGCCAUCGUACGGGCAGGAGUGUGUGCAGCCCAAAAGGAAACGGCGCCACGCUGAAAGCGAAAAAACUAAAAGAAUGAUGUUUCAGCCAGCUAACAGCCUUCCUCAGGUAUGACCUCCUCCAGUUAUGAGAUUUGAGGAAUCCAGCAGCAUGACUGGCAGAGUUAAGGUGUGUGGGAGGAAAGCAAAGCGCUCGGGCUGUUUAUUGAAACUCUCCUCUUCUGCUGACCAUAUGCCUUAUUUCUAGAUCUUGUGGAUAGACAACAGAUCUAAAAUGUUUAAAUCUGUCAAUAUGCCAUCUGUUAAAUCACGUAUAUGUUUCGCAGUGUUUACGCUGAAGUACUAAUGUCUUGGUUGUAGAUGAUGAUAAAUAAUAAUAAAAAUAACAUCCUAAUAAUACCUCAUACUGCGGUACUAUUUCAUAAUCUGUUCAAUGUGACGUCUCUAUGUUAUAGAGCACAGGUAACCAUGUAGUAAUCUUGCAGCCUCAGUGUGAAUGUUGGCCAUGCUUUGUGAUAAAUACAAUGUGUAGCCAUUAAAGCUGUAAUCCUGUUGUCUUAUUCAAUGAUUUUUCUGGGAGCUUGGCUGCUCCAAAGCCUGUGAGAUAAUGUGAUUAUCUGAUUAGCUGUUUCUUUUGAAGCACAGCGUUUUCAUUAAAUCAGGAAAGAGCGAGUGCUAGUAGUGGUAACACAAGAGCUCUUGUGAGGGCUGGUUCUCAGUGCAUACUGGGUGCUGUGUUUGCAAGGCAUCAUUCUUCUAAAAUCUAAUUCAUGCUUGGUAAAGCAGUGUGGGAUUUCAUAGCUCUCAAAGGCAGCAUUUUUAUACAACCCAAGACAGUUGUUUUUCUAUAACGUAGAUAUUGGAAUUCAGCAAAUUAACUGUGGAGUGAAUUACAUGGUUCUAGAAGUGCCUAUAAAAUAAUGCCAUUUAUUUCUGAUUUUCUUUUUGCUUAUUACCUGUAGCUGUGAUUACCAGCAGUACUAGAAGAUGAUGAUAAUGCUAAGUAUGUAGAAGCUCAAACAGAAAGGCUAAGAUUUCUCUUUUUUUCUUUGCCAAAUUUCACAAUGUAUAGGCAGAACAACCAAGAGCAGAUUUAGAGUUCACUUGAACAAAGAUUGUGUGUCACUGUAAAGUCUGAAGGGUGGGGUGGCUGACAGGACAUCCCACCUGAGCAAAGAGUGAAAGUUUGCUAGCUGCUUCCCACUCCUUCCAGCAGCAGGUGAGCCACAUCUCUGCAUGGCCAGUGCUUUCCUCAUGUGUGGGAGGGGCAUCUUCCUCCUUAGAGCUCUGCCCAGCAGAAUAAUCCAGGCUGGAGCCUAGCUCUGAGACAAGAGGUUGUUGCAGACCUCAAACACAAUUAAAGUUCAUUUUAAUUAGGUUCCUGUAAAUAAAGAUGAUAUUUUCAGCAUAGUUUAUAUGAGCUAUUUUGUCUGGUAACCAUGUAUGUUAUUUUAGAUUACACUUUAAAGGUUUAUAUAUGAAAUAAUAAUAAGACAUGGAUGUUAUAGUCUACCAUGUGUGACUUACUGUUUGCCCUUAACUUGGUAGUGUGCUAAUCUUUCCUUUUCUUUGGAGAAAUGAAAAUCUGGAUAUUAGAAACUGACUGGCAAACUGUGAGAUGAAGGGACAGCCUUUACAUUUUCUAAAUGUAAUUCAUAUAUGUUUGCUUUCUGUCAAAUUCCUCAAAACAGUGAGAGUCUUGGCACAGGACAAUGGGUGUAGGUUUGUCACUGAAUUCAUCACCCUUAUCUGUGCUACAGGUGUCAUUUCUUCUCAGUUCCUCCACCAAAGAACUAUCUUUUACCAUUACUAAUGCAAAAAUGGUAUGCUUUUUUAGAUUCCAUCCAGGGGCAGUGGCAGAAAUGUGAGAGAUAGUGAUGGCUUCCUUUUUUUCUGGAAGAGCAGAGUCAACAAGAGCCUUCUUCUGUUUCUUAAAGGCUGUAAGGUUAUUAACUGUACCAUUAGUUUUGGAGAACACCUGUUUAAAUAAAAUUUAUCUGGGGUGUAUUAUGCUUUUAUUAAAAAUAGAAGUUUUCCAGUUUGUUAUCAUAAAUAAAACACCUUUUUGGGUGUGUUCUGGUGGGACUGAAUGACCUGAGCACUCUUAAGGCUAACUUAGAUUCUGAUUAAUACUCUAAGACAGGUAACAAUUGAAAAAAAAAAAUCAUAAACCUCAUGUAAUGUUGGUGAGCAGAACAAAAACUGAAGUCCUAAGCAUGACUUAAUAUAUUUUUAAACAUUAAUCCAAGGGUCAGCAAAUUCACAAUACAAUGCAGGUUAUAAGAACAAUAUAUUUUUCCUACAUGUAAUGGGAUACAUGUAUAAAGGGAAAAUCCUUUCUGUGUUUAAACACUUGGAAAAGAGAUUAAUUGCAGCUUCAUAAUAGGUAUGUCAAAGAAGAAAUGACAGCUAGAGAUUUGGCUUUCAUUUUCCCCUAGACAAUUUCAAAGACCUGCUUGUUCCAGUAUGGUGACGGGAGAAUGGCAUCACAGUUAAUACAAAUAGGUGUUUAACCAUACACAUUAACCAAUGACUGCAUGUUUAUAUGUGUAAUGUGCAUUGCUGAACAA
Motacilla alba alba is the source of this 7018-nucleotide messenger RNA. It is a transcript of the gene TRIM66, whose product is annotated as tripartite motif containing 66. The transcript has 21 exons. Gene Ontology annotation, molecular function: zinc ion binding; protein binding. The record is from RefSeq and is a predicted model, not a curated record. NCBI's taxonomy places the organism in Eukaryota, Metazoa, Chordata, Aves, Passeriformes, Motacillidae. Bases 838 to 4563 code for a protein of 1241 amino acids.